AUGGAUGUGUCUAGAAAGGUCAUAAUUCUAUCUAGAGAAUCUGGUUUAAGACUGGAGCUUUCUGAUAUCCAAGUGGACUGCCUUGUGCCAGAACCAUUGAAAUCAAGUGCAUUAGCUGAGGAGUUCCUGCGGCGUCUACCUGAAUUUGAUCAGGAAGUCACAAAGAAACGGCUUGAUGCGGAGGCUGCUGGUGAAGUUCUGAGUGGGACUUUAAGUUAUAUCUUCAACAACUUUAUAGAAGAUCGGGCUUUUAGCGAGGUCGUUAGAGAAGCCAAGAAUGCUGGUUAUACCGAGCCAGAUCCAAGAGACGAUCUGUCUGGAAUGGAUGUGUCUAGAAAGGUCAUAAUUCUAGCUAGAGAAUCUGGUUUAAGACUUGAGCUUUCUGAUAUCCAAGUGGACAGCCUUGUGCCAGAACCAUUGAAAUCAAGUGCAUUAGCUGAGGAGUUCCUGCGGCGUCUACCUGAAUUUGAUCAGGAAGUCACAAAGAAACGGCUUGAUGCGGAGGCUGCUGGUGAAGUUCUGAGGUAUGUUGGGGUAGUAGAUGAUGUCCGAAACAAGGAAUGA
Messenger RNA from Papaver somniferum (opium poppy), 564 nucleotides. Its product is annotated as bifunctional aspartokinase/homoserine dehydrogenase 2, chloroplastic-like. The record is from RefSeq and is a predicted model, not a curated record. Gene Ontology annotation, biological process: L-homoserine biosynthetic process; aspartate family amino acid biosynthetic process. Gene Ontology annotation, molecular function: homoserine dehydrogenase activity; aspartate kinase activity. The transcript has 8 exons. Lineage: Eukaryota; Viridiplantae; Streptophyta; Magnoliopsida; Ranunculales; Papaveraceae. The coding region runs from base 1 to 564 and encodes 187 amino acids.